AUGCACAACUUUUUACCUAACAGCUCCUUUGUUGUGUACAUUUGCCAGGACUCUCAAUUGCCGCCACCCUUCCCGCUGUCGGCUGAGGAAUCCAGUCUUUCGGAUCCCCAGACCCAACUUAUGGCAAACAAGCGUCGCCCUGCUCGUCGUUCUGCUCCAUCCUCUACAGCGCACCAAUUCCAAUCAAAGCCGGCGUUUGACGCCCCCAAACUGCGACGUCCCAAGUCAUCUUUCGGCAGUAACCCCAUUCUGCCUUCCAACCCACAGCCCGGCGCUCGCCUCUCGCUCUUACUCUCGAUCAAUGAAGACAGCGAAUUGGUUCUUGUGCCACAGCCUUGCCAGCCUCCCGACGACUCUUCGGUAGUUUUGCCUACUUAG
Dibothriocephalus latus is the source of this 378-nucleotide messenger RNA. Lineage: Eukaryota; Metazoa; Platyhelminthes; Cestoda; Diphyllobothriidea; Diphyllobothriidae. The record is from the annotation of a GenBank genome assembly.